AUGGAACUUUUUGAUGAAAGUCAUAAGGAGAAUAACUGCGGUGAUGAGAUUAGUUCGCCUGAGGCUGACGAAAGCAGACUGCCGUUGGAGUUAGCAAUUGUAGGACGCCAUAAUGUUGGUAAAUCAACCUUACCGAAUACUUUGUUGCAAGAAGACCGGGUUCUUGUGGGUCCUGAAGCUGUCGUCUCUAAAGCUUUUAAUGCUUUCAAGGCAGCUAAAAGAGCAAGGGAGUUGGUGAUAUCCAAUAGUGUAUUGAGAUCUUCAUCUCUUCCCCGGAAAAUCACUGAUUGUUCAUCAUCAAAUUCUGAAAAUUGUGGGCUGGGAGAGAUGAUGCCUUUGCAACUAUGGCAGACAACCAUGGAUCCAGAACAGCAGUUGUUGAACAAGUUGACGGCUGAGGAUGCAGCUGAAGCAAAUAUUGUUUUUUCAUCCCUUAUGGGUGCUCGGGGGCUGGGAGAGAUGAUGCCUUUGCAACUAUGGCAGACAACCACGGAUCCAGAACAGCAGUUGUUGAACAAGUUGACGGCUGAGGAUGCAGAUGAAGCAAAUAUUGUUUUUUCAUCUCUUAUGGGUGCUCAGGUGGAUGUUCGGAAGGAGCUGAUACGAAAUGCCGCAAACAUGAUUGAUCUUGAUCAGUUAGAUAUUUGA
Vicia villosa (hairy vetch) is the source of this 648-nucleotide messenger RNA. Its product is annotated as DNA gyrase subunit B, mitochondrial-like. Gene Ontology annotation, biological process: DNA topological change. Lineage: Eukaryota; Viridiplantae; Streptophyta; Magnoliopsida; Fabales; Fabaceae. The record is from RefSeq and is a predicted model, not a curated record. The transcript has 7 exons. The coding region runs from base 1 to 648 and encodes 215 amino acids. Gene Ontology annotation, molecular function: DNA binding; DNA topoisomerase type II (double strand cut, ATP-hydrolyzing) activity; GTP binding.